Messenger RNA from Magallana angulata, 2008 nucleotides. RefSeq names its product eukaryotic initiation factor 4A-I-like. The coding region runs from base 114 to 1370 and encodes 418 amino acids. Gene Ontology annotation, molecular function: RNA binding; ATP binding; RNA helicase activity. The transcript has 10 exons. The record is from RefSeq and is a predicted model, not a curated record. NCBI's taxonomy places the organism in Eukaryota, Metazoa, Mollusca, Bivalvia, Ostreida, Ostreidae.
ACUAUAUUAGUUUAAAAAAUAUUUCAAAUAAUCGAUCGAAAAACAUUUAACUGAACAAUUUCAGAAAUUGCGGAAGGAUAUUCGGUCCUUUAUUCGCGGUACUUAGCGAGAACAUGUCAUAUAACUCUGAAGAUGGUGAUAGGUCUCGGAAUGAGAGACCACAAAGUGGAGACCGUGGUGAUACCAAAGAGGAGUACAUCCCAGAAGCUGGUGGUCUCAUUGAGAGCAACUGGGAUGAGGUUGUGGACAACUUUGAUGACAUGAACCUCCGAGAAGAGCUAUUGAGAGGAAUCUAUGCCUAUGGAUUUGAAAAACCCUCUGCUAUUCAACAGAGAGCCAUUAUUCCCUGCAUUAAAGGACGAGAUGUGAUUGCUCAGGCCCAGUCUGGAACUGGCAAGACAGCAACUUUCUCCAUCGCUAUUUUACAGCAACUCAACAUAGAGGAGAAAGACUGCCAGGCUCUUGUACUGGCCCCAACCAGGGAACUGGCUCAGCAGAUCCAGAAAGUUGUGAUAGCCCUUGGAGAUUACAUGGGAGCCUCCUGUCACGCCUGCAUUGGUGGAACCAAUGUCAGGGAAGACAUUCAUCGCCUGCAGGCUGGUGUCAACAUUGUUGUGGGAACACCAGGCCGUGUUUAUGACAUGAUCAGCAGAAGGGCUCUAAACCCCAGAAACAUCCAGCUGUUUGUUUUGGAUGAGGCUGACGAGAUGUUGUCCAGAGGAUUCAAAGAUCAAAUCUAUGAUGUCUUCAGGUUUAUGCCCCAGUCCAUACAGGUGAUCCUGUUGUCUGCCACCAUGCCUGCCGAAGUCCUUGAUGUCACCAAGAAGUUCAUGAGGGAUCCUAUCCGAAUCUUGGUCAAAAAGGAAGAAUUGACCCUUGAGGGUAUCAGGCAGUUCUACAUUCAAGUGGAAAGAGAGGAGUGGAAGCUUGACACCCUGUGUGAUCUGUAUGAGACACUUACCAUCACACAGGCUGUCAUCUUCUGUAACACCAGGAGAAAGGUGGACUGGCUCACUGACAAGAUGCUUAGCCGCGACUUCACUGUGUCAGCUAUGCAUGGUGACAUGGAUCAGAAGGAGAGAGACGUUAUCAUGAGAGAAUUCCGCACCGGUUCCAGUCGUGUCCUGAUCACCACUGAUCUGCUGGCUCGGGGCAUUGAUGUACAACAAGUUUCCUUAGUCAUUAACUUUGAUCUUCCCGCCAACCGAGAAAACUACAUUCACAGGAUUGGUCGUGGAGGACGAUUUGGUAGAAAGGGAGUAGCCAUAAAUUUUGUCACCGCAGAGGAUGUACGGACUUUGCGUGAUAUUGAACAAUUUUACAAUACACAGAUUGAAGAAAUGCCCAUGAAUGUAGCUGAUCUGAUCUAAACGUUUGCCACACUUUGGAGUUCUUGUCUUAUUUGCUAGUGAAUUCAGAAAACAUUUUCAGUGCAAUUUAUCUGGAAAUAAAAUAAAUUUAACAGUUGUCUAUGAAAUGUGAGUUGUCGACAAGAAGAAUCGAAUAUUGUGGUAACAGAGAGCAGAAACUCUCCCCCUUUUUAUGUAAUCUGUGACUUUGUAUGGGAAAGUGCUGUAAUAUUGCUGCUUUUGUAACUGUUUAAUUUAUAUUUCUAGAAAUCUGAAGCAGCUCUUGCUCUUUCUUUAUUGAGAAAGAUUUGUCAGAAUUUAAUACAUUAUUGUAACAGGAAUAUUAUUUUUUUUUUUUUCAUAUGAAGUGCAACGUUCUGGUGCAUUAUUGGAAUAGUUCUAAAUAUUUUGUUUUAACUGUAUGGUUAUUGGAACCAUUCUCUUGCUGUUUUGUACCAGGAGAUUUAGUAAAGCUGGCAAUGCACUGGACGUUCUCGUACCGCCAUCUAUUGCUGUGGAACAUCAGCUUUCCACAUCACGAGUGGAAAGGAGUGAAAUCGCAUGAGACAGUAAAACCCCUGACUUUUAUCAGGAAUGUUUAUAUUACAUGUCAUGUGAAAAUAAGCAAUAGAUGUAUUAAAAAAUUCUAUAAUUAUAAA